GCAUCAGGUAGCCCAUGGUCGGACACUAUAUAACUGUGUGAAGCCAGAGGAGAGCAGUGAGACUACCGGGGUGACUACACAAGACCACAUCACGACACAACUGUCAAAAAAAAUGGCCAACCUACUGAGAUCGUGGAUGAUGCUCGCAGCGCUGGUGCUCUGCCUGCUCGUGUGUCUGAGCAGCUUUGCGGACGCUUAUCCUCCCAAACCGGAGAGUCCUGGCAACAACGCGUCUCCGGAGGACUGGGCCAAAUACCACGCAGCUGUCAGACACUAUGUCAACCUCAUCACCAGACAGAGGUAUGGAAAGAGGUCCGCCCCUGAGCAGGCAAUGGCAUGGCUGCUGUUUGGAGGUGAUUCAAACCAGGACGCUGAACCGAGCUCAGACUACGGCGAUCAGUGGUAAAUAAGCCCAAUGUUUACUCUAACCCAACUGCCAUCCUCCAAGAUCCUUCACUUCGCUAAUCAACAAGACAACCUGUACUGGAAAUUGAGACUUUCCAUACUUGAUUAUUUUAUGUGCAUGCAAACCUCUGAUCUGUCUGUGUGUCUUCCCCUCUUAGUAAACCUAUUUUUUCUUUGGCCAACAAUGUAAAUACUUUAUAUCAAAAUCAAUCACUUUACAAUAAAUACUUUGAAUGUAAUAAAAGUAUUAAAUAUUCAAACUUGA
Molecule: messenger RNA, 670 nt
Organism: Labrus bergylta (ballan wrasse)
Lineage: Eukaryota; Metazoa; Chordata; Actinopteri; Labriformes; Labridae
Gene: pyyb
Product: peptide YYb
Biological process (GO): feeding behavior; neuropeptide signaling pathway
Cellular component (GO): extracellular region
Molecular function (GO): neuropeptide Y receptor binding; neuropeptide hormone activity
Source: RefSeq, a predicted model, not a curated record